Messenger RNA from Paramisgurnus dabryanus, 6033 nucleotides. The record is from RefSeq and is a predicted model, not a curated record. Lineage: Eukaryota; Metazoa; Chordata; Actinopteri; Cypriniformes; Cobitidae.
ACUAAACUACUAACUACUUAACUGUAAGGUGAGAAGUAAAGGGAGGGUGUCUCUUUUUCCUGAGGAAAAUGCCUCAUCAUCUGGUAGCAAAAUGAACGGCUGCCUCCGACAUUCCAGCAGAAGGCCCCAAAAUCUUGGAGAGUGAAACACACACACACACACACAUACACACAUAACUUUCUCACUGUCUUACUCUCUAUCACACUCGCAGACACGGGGAUGGAUUUGCCAUGAGCUGACUGCCCACUUCACUCUAAGUUAACCAGUGCAAGAAUGCCCAUCUUUAAGAAGCUGCCCAGGAGGCUCAAGAAUAACCAGAGCAAUGGUGAUCUCAUCCAAAAGAGUAACCUUGCUAACGGUGAACUCAUCCUUAAAAGUAACCAUAGCAACGGGGAACUCAUUCUGCCACCAUCCGAUCUGAAUCCGUUUGAGGGGGCGUGGGCAGGUAUAGGGUGGAAUAAUGAAGAGAAUGGGGUUUGGGAAAAUGGACAGGACUACCAAAGAUCAUCUCAGGUGAGUGAGGCGCUGGAGAAUGAGGCAAACACAGAGCAGCGUGGAGGGUCGAAGGUUAACGAAGGAUCGAAAGAAAAGAGAGGAACUCUGGAACGGAUUUGUGGCUCAUCACCAUUGAAGACCCUGGGAAAGUUAGGGAAAGGACUUCGUAUCACUGGAAAAAAUGUUUGGGGUGCUGCCCCUUCGACGCGGAGUGCCACCCUCCCGGCAACACCUUCCUCAGGAAAAAAGAGAAAAAUUAAUUAUAGACGAGCCUCAGAGGAGAUCAUGACUUUACUGAGACUGGCAGGCCGUCGUAAAGAGAGCGAGCGCAGAGAUAGUCUGCCCACAGGUGAUCUGACCACCGAAGACGAUGAAGACAGUUGUCGUCGUCCCUCAUUCCUACGUAUGGUCAGUCUGAGCAAGCUCAAACGUGACUCACUAACAAACAACAGUUCCCAGGGGUCCGAGCAAGAGCUGGUAGAGGAAGAGCAGCCAGUCAAACGCAGGGAGCCGCUAUCAGUGUUGGAGAUCUUGCAGUUGGUCAAUCAGAGAGACCUGCUGCUUGCCGACACGCACAUUCAAGAGCUCGAGAGGGAGUGUGAACUUGAUCCCUCCCCGUUGACACAAACCACACCCACUUCAACCACACCCAGCACUGCAACAACGCCCUCAUUGGCCUCAUCCCCCUGGUUCCCCCUGCUUGCUGGUUCAGGCAAUGACGAGUCCGGUCCAAGCAUGUGGGAUGCCGGGCUGCGUAAAGUGAAAGACGUAGAGCUGCUUUACGAAGCCCUUCAGAAUGAGAUGUGGGAUGUGGUGAGGGAGUCCCUACGUCAACCCUGCACCGGGCCUCAGCUGGGUCUUGUGGUUCUGGUCAUACAGCAAGAGGAGCAGGCUGACAAGGUCUGGGCACUGCACCAAGAGGCCCAGGCCAACCUCCAAGCCGAAGAUAACUCGGAAGACCGGCCAAUCUCGCGUGAGAUCGCACGACCCUCCAAGCGACCCAGGAGGCUGCGUCAGGGAUGGGUGGAGGCCAUGGGAGAGGCAGCCGACUGGUGUCUUCCACAGCCAGGAGGCAUCGCCGCAGGUCAGAUGGCCAUGUAUUUGGAGCGUCUGAGGGGCAGGGUGGUGGAAGAUAUGGACGCAGCCCGUCGGAACGUGGUGGCGGUGUAUCCUGAGGAGUUUGGGGUGUUUCAGGUCUACAUGCAGAGUUAUCACAGGGCGGUCGCCAAACGGCUGAAGAGCAUCACUUGUGGACCCAUUCAGAUCACUGAUAUAUACUCGCUGCUGGAUUGGAUCUACAACAUUUACAACAGGGACGUCUUGGCUACAGUUGGAGCAAUGGGCACAAUAGAUUGUGAAUCUCUAGAUCCUCUUCUGCCAGAAGAUGUCAUCGAUCGGCUGGAACAGGACUGUGUCGACACUGUUUGGGAGAAGGUGACCACAGAGCUGUCUCAGGUUUUGGAGGAUGAAGAAAAGCGAUGGGCACAGACGUUGCACAUUGAAGAGUAUCAAUCUGGCCUCGCCCGUUCUAUUAUACAGAGGUUGAAGGUAGAUUUAGACAGAUCAACUGCUGUCAGUCAGCCAUUAGGAGCCAGUAUUGCUCGCUGCACCUUAAAUGGACUUGCGGAUUUCCUGCACAGCUUCCAAAGAAAGGUUGAGGUGUUCCAUAACACACAGUCGGAGUUUGGAGAUGGUGGGGAUGGUUAUGUCUCCAGGACAAUCGCUCUUGUCAACUGUGUUCCACCUUUCAGGAGUUUUGUGGAGCGCUGUCAUAUGUGUGACCCCCUCGGCAGUGAGGACUUCUCGCAGCGAGCUCAUUCCUCUCUAGAGCGAAUCGUCAACCACUCUGUGCGAGUACUCGCUGACAUACUGUUUGAAAAUAUCAGGCCAUUCUUUGAUAAGCUGGUGAAGAGGAAGUGGCUGGAGAACAAUGAGGCCUUUGAGAGCAUUGAGACGUCUAUUAAACAGCACUUUAAAAAGUUUCGCAGAAUGGACUGCCCUCCGUAUCAGACACUGGUGAAUGAGGUGCACAGGCGGGUCCUGGUUGAAUAUGUUCGUGCCAUCAUGAGGGGGCGGGUCAUUUGUACGUCACUCAAAAUGAGGAAGAGAGUGGCAUUCCGUCUGCAGGAUGAAGCCAAGCAGUUGAAGGCUCUAUUUAAGGAUCUGGAGUCAACUGCUUCCUGGUUGGACAGUCUGAUUGUUCACCUGGCUGACAUCAUAGUGUUAGAAGACACACCUUCUAUUCAGAUGGAGGUUGGAGUUUUGGUGAAGGAGUUUCCAGAUAUACAGAGAAGACACAUCUCUACUGUGUUAAAUGUCCGUGGGAUGGUGCAUCAAUCAGACCGUCAGGAGAUUCUAGCAGUUGUUCGGGAUUUAGAGAACAGCGACAGCUCCAUUAAUCUGCCCAGGGAUCGUGCCCUCUUCUCUGAAAUCGCAGUGGCCAAAGACAUGCCCUGUCUGGGGUUGGUUCUGAUUCGAUGCGCUCUGACUGUGUCAUCAUGGGUCGCCAGCGCCCGACCGCAUCGUAAACACAGCAGACGGAGCCGGAACGAGAAGCAUGCGGACGGGAGAACCCAGUCGUUGCGUACAAAGCGUUCUGACAGAUAAUAAAAUAAGGCAUAACUACAAUGCACAUCAUUCUUAAAAAAAGCACAAUUAACUAUAUAGAAACAAAAAUCAUAACACAUACAAAACUAAAAAAAUGAAUGUAUUGUUAGGACACAAAAACAAGUAGGGAAAGAUCUAUGUUUAUCAGAAAGUUGAAUUUAUUGUUGUCAGCCCUUAUAGAUGGUUUCAACAUACAGUGACAAGAAAAAGUAUGUAUAUAAAUUUGUCAUAAAAUGUGAUCUGAUAUUCAUCUAAGUCAAGUGUAUUGACAAACAUAAUGUGUCUAAAGUAAUUAGACAAAAAAUUUAGAUCUUUCAUGCCUUUAUUAAACACACUCAUUAAACAUUCAAAAUGGCAGUGGAAAAAGAACCCUUAAAAUUAAUAAUUUAUUGACACUCAUUGUCAGGAAUAACCUCAACCAGGCGCUUCCUGUAGCUGUGGAUCAGCCCUGCACAUCGGGGAGAAGUUAUUUUAGCCCAUUCUUCCAGAUCAUCUCUAUUGGGUUAAGAUCUGGGCUCUUAUAUUGCCACUCGAAAAGGUGGAUUUUGUUAUUCCGAAGCCAUUCUGUUGUGGACUUGUUUCUGUGUUUUGGUUCAUUGUCCUGUUGCAUCACCCACCUUCUAUAGAGUUUCAUCUGACGUACAGACAUUCUCACAUUAUCCUGAAGAAUUGUCUGAUAUACUUCGGAUUUCAUCUUCCCCUCAAUGAUUGCAGCUGGCCAGGAUCUAAUCCAGCAAAGCAGGCCCAAAUCAUGAUGUUUCCUCCACCAUACUUUACAGUUGGGAUGAUGUUUUCAUGAUGAUAUGCAGUGACCUUUCUACGCCAGAUGUAGCGCUGUGUGUUUUUCCAAAUAGAUCUUAUGUUCAUCAGUCCACAAAACAUUUUGCCAAUACCGCUGUGGAGUGUCAAUGUGCUCUUUUGCAAGCUUUAGAUGUGCAGUAAACAGUGGCUUCCUUUGUGGUGUCCUGCCAUGGAUACCCUGCUUGUUCAGUGUUUGUGUAUUGUAGACUUAUUCUAGUUCUACUGAUGCCUUUAAAUUUUUGGCUGUCAUUAGGGGUUGUUUCUUUACCUCACUGAUGAGUCUUCGUUGCACUCUUGAUGUCAUUUUGACUGGGCACCCACUUCUUGGUAGAGUAGCAACAGUCCCAAAUCGUCUCCAUUUGUAGAUUGUUUGCCAAACUGUAGACUGGUGAAUUUCUAAAGUCUUUGAAAAACUUUGUAACCCAUUUCAGCUUUAUGUAAACCAACAUUUCUUGAUCGUAGCUCCUCUGAAAGCUCUUUUUGGCGAGGCAUGGCUCACAUAUAAGCGUGUUCUUCUUGUGCAGAGCAAACUCCAAAAGUUUGAGGGUUUUUUUAUCAGUCAAAGUAGCUGUAGUCCACACCUUCGAAUGUAUUAUCUUAACGAGACUCCAGGUGUACUAAAACUUUACUCAAAUUAGCUUUUUUAAGGUCAUUAACUGAAGGGUUCACAUACUUUUUCCACAAGCGCUAUGAGGUUGUUUGGUUGUUCUCCAUAAAGACAUGCAAGAUCAGAUAUUUUAUUUUAUUUUUAGACAUUAUGUUUGUCAAUACCCUUGAUUUAGAUGAAUAUCAGAUCACAUAAGUAUAUCAGGCAUUAAGUAGGAAUAAUUGAUGACAGGCAUUUGAAUUAUUCAAAAAUAAUGCACUCCCAAGGUGGUAAUGCGGGACGAAGCAAAGGGUAGUUUAAGACACUUGACAGGUUAUGUGUGUGUUUAUCGAAAAACAAUGCAUACCCAUUUCUUAACCAAUCAGAAUUAAGCAUUCAACAGCCCAGUGGUAUAAACUCAUCUGUGUAAAAUGAAUGUAUACAAUGUUUAACUACAGAUCCUCAAAGUCUUGCCUGGCUACCAGAACCGCACAGUAGUGAUCCAUGCUCACGGUCUCCCUUCGACUUUUGGAAACCGAAACAUUUUAAUUUUUUAACAAGGUAUUUGUUGCAGAGGUCAGUUUAGGCAAUAGCCAGACCAAUAAACAAGCACAGACAGGAAGUUAGGUUCGGGCCAGGAGCGUAACUGCAGCAACCCGUGUGCAUCUGAUGAAACCGUCUAUAGGAAAUAGAUUACAUUUAUUGCUCAGGCUAUUCACACUCAGUCAAUCAACUAGAUGUGUUUGGGCAGAACCUGGUCAAGGGAGACCAAGAUGAAAAGUAAUAAACAACAAAGCAUGUCCUUCAGAACACAGCUGCGGUUGAAUCAAAUACUCGGCACUUAAAAAGACAGGAAAUCUCUGGCUUUUAUACAGGCUGUUAAUAGGCUGCUGUGUAUUGUGUAUAGCUUGUUUGAACAAACACUUGAUUUGAAUGAGUGGCAGAAGCCUCACUGCUGUAAAGUUGAAAAGCUAAGAAAUUCAGCAUGAACUUAUAUAGGCUGUGCUCAAUGCUGUAGACAACAAGACUGCUUAAAACUCCUAAAAUGGUUUUUAUCUGGCUGUAUGGUUCCAUAAAAAAUGUUUGAUAUUCACAAAAACUUUCUGUUACACAAAAGGUUUUUGUAUUGGAAAAGGUUACACAAAAAUAAAAGAAUAUGACAGAAAUCAUUAUUUUAAGAAUCUUUCUAUUUGUCUUUUUGGAAAAGAUGUGAGUGUGACUAUAAAUCACACAACAGAGCAGAUAUAUGUAGUGAUGUCAUCAGGUACAGCUCUACAAUACAUACAUCUUUCAGGUGUAAGUUUUAAUUGAUGCCAUUUAUGAAGAGCAAACGCUUAAGUGGUUUAAUCAUGACUGAUUGUGACAUUUUAAAAACAUGUUUAUUUGUUGCUGUUCUUUUUUUGUUUUUCUGUUUAAUUUUUAUACAUAUUUGAGCAAAGACAUUACAGAUGAAAAAUGAUGAUGUUAAUGUACAUUGAUAUUGUUUCAAGUAAAUAAGAAAUAAAGACCCAUUGACUGGGAAAUUAUGUAAAACCUAAUUAAAA